Messenger RNA from Gopherus flavomarginatus (Mexican gopher tortoise), 1301 nucleotides. RefSeq lists its product as uncharacterized. The coding region runs from base 67 to 1029 and encodes 320 amino acids. The transcript is spliced from 26 exons. Lineage: Eukaryota; Metazoa; Chordata; Testudines; Testudinidae. The record is from RefSeq and is a predicted model, not a curated record.
UGCCAUCUCCCACAGAGCGUGCCAGACCAGAAACAACUCCGCUCCAGAGAGAGUAAAGACGCAAAGAUGAAGGUGUCAUAUGUGGCCGCUUUCCUCAUCGGGCUCCUCUCCCUGGAGAGCACCAGAGCGAUUCCGUUGAAAAACCAGUUGUGGUCUGUGGGCUCUGGUAGCGUAAAGACCGGUGACGUGGGCCACGGCAGCUUUAACGACAACAGCAAAAACAACCAAUUCUGGUCAGUGGACUCUGGUAGCGUAAACACCGGUAACGUGGGCCACGGCAGCUUUAACGACAACAGCAUAAACAACAAAUUCUUGCCAGUGAAAAACAACAAAUUCUGGGCAGUGGGCUCUGGUAGCGUAAAGACUGGUGACGUGGGCCACGGCAGCUUUAACGACAACAGCAAAAACAACCAAUUCUGGUCAGUGGACUCUGGUAGCGUAAACACCGGUGACGUGGGCCAUGGCAGCUUUAACGACAACAGUAUAAACAACAAAUUCUUGCCAGUGAAAAAGAACAAAUUCUGGUCAGUGGGCUCUGGUAGCGUAAACACUGGAGACGUGGGCCACGGCAGCUUUAACGACAACAGUAUAAACAACAAAUUCUUGCCAGUGAAAAAGAACAAAUUCUGGUCAGUGGACUCUGGUAGCGUAAACACCGGUGACGUGGGCCACGGCAGCUUUAACGACAACAGCAUAAACAACAAAUUCUUGCCAGUGAAAAAGAACAAAUUCUGGUCAGUGGGCUCUGGUAGCGUAAACACCGGUGACGUGGGCCAUGGCAGCUUUAACGACAACAGCAAAAACAACCAAUUCUGGUCAGUGGGCUCUGGUAGCGUACAGAUCGGAAAUGUGGGCAAUGGCAGAUUAAACGACAACAACCAAAACAAACAAUUCUGGGCUGUGUGCUCCGGUAGCGUAAAAUCCGGCAACGUGAGCAAUGGCAUCUUUGACAUCAGCGUUGAUGGAAGACUGGGAGGAGGCAUGUCUGCUGAUGGAAGCCUUGCAGGCAAUGUGUCUUCCCUGGAGUGAUUAAUUAAUAAGAGAUACGCUGAUGAAACCACAUUUGCUGAACACGGCGAUGAUGCCUGCCAUUACGCUUCCUGUGCUGCUGCCUCUCACCUCUCCUGACCAAUCAAAUGCCACGAGAAUCAUCAAUCGGACUGAUUGGGAUUCUAACUGAUCACUGUGCUGUUCAUUGAUUGUAGUGUCUCUCGAUGUAACAGAGGGCAAAGAGUUCUGUCCCUCUGUUGCCCUGGGGAAUGGCAAGAGCUUUGCAAAAAUACAAAUAAAUGGAACUGCAC